Closterium sp. NIES-67 is the source of this 2950-nucleotide messenger RNA. The record is from the annotation of a GenBank genome assembly. Lineage: Eukaryota; Viridiplantae; Streptophyta; Zygnematophyceae; Desmidiales; Closteriaceae.
CUCGAUCUUGUUUUUCACCAUUUUUCACCGGAAGUUGCUUCUGUGAGACGCUUUCGGUGCCUCCGCAAUAGUUCCGUCUGCCUUGUUUUCACCCCCUUCCUCCCAAAAGACUCCUGACUAAACCCGCCCGUUUUGCCAUGGCUCGUCGCGACGAGAAGAAGCGGCGCAAGCGGGACGAUUCGGACAGCGAGGAUUCGGACGAGCGCAGGAGACGGAGCAGGAAGAGCCGGAAAUCGCGGAAGGACAGCGACGACGAUUCUGACGAGGACGAUGCUGCCUCCACGUCGGAUUCCGACGGCGAUCGCGGCCGGAACCGCAAACGGCGGAGCCGCGGGAGCCGGAAAAAGCUCCGCGAGGGUGACUCUAGCGAGAGUGACGAUGACAGUCGGAGCAGGAGCCGAAGCAGAAGCAGGAGCAGGAGCAGGGGACGGAGCAAAAAGGAUAAGAAAGACAGGAAGGCGAAAAGAAACAAGAAGAGCAAGCGGGAUUCCCGGCGGCGACGGGAACCGUCGGAUUCGGAGCGAUCAGAGGAUAGUAGCGGGAGUGGGAGUGGGAGCGAUAGCGGGAGUGAUAGUGACGGGGGUCCGUCGGGCGGGAGAGGGAAGAAGGUGUCUGAGGAGGAGCUCCGGGAGUACCUGGCGAAACGCGCGCAGAAGAAGGCGGCGAAAUUGGCGAAGAAGCUCAAGCCGAACGCCGUGUCUGGUUACACGAAUGACAGUAACCCGUUCGGGGACACCAACCUCACUGAAACCUUCGUGUGGCGCAAGAAGAUCGAGAAGGACGUGCUGAGGGGCACCUUGGACCCGCGGGAGAUCACGCUGCAGAAUGAGAGGAAGAGACUCGAGGCCCGCAUGGAGGAGAUUGAGAAGGUGAAGAAGCGACGGGAGGAGAGGAUGCUAGAGAAGGCUCAACAUGACGAGGAGAUGGCUAUGUUGGCGCGUGAGAGGGCUCGAGCCGAGUUCCAAGACUGGGAGGAGAAGGAAGAUGAGUUCCACUUUGAGCAGAGCCGCGUUCGCUCGGAGAUCCGCCUGAGGGAGGGCCGGGCGAAGCCCAUCGACGUGCUUGCGAGGAACCUCACGCUCUCAGGGGACUUUGACAUCGAGGUCAACGAGCCGUACAAGAUCUUCAAGGGCCUCACGGUGAAGGAGAUGGAGGAGCUCAAAGAGGACAUCAAGAUGCACCUCGAGUUUGACCGCAACAACCCCAUGCACCAGGAGUUCUGGAAGGCAAUGAUGGUGGUGUGCAACCACGAGAUAGCCGAAACGACCCGCAGAGACAUCAUAGACCGCGCGAGAGUGAGAGGGGAGGAGCCGCCAGAGGAUCUCAUUGCGGAGGAGAGGGGCAUGCACACGGCAGUGGGGGCCGACGUGGCCGAAACCCUGGCCGUGGCGGGCAGCGAGGAGCUUUCGCGCAUGGAGGAGCGGAUCGCCGGGCAGAUGGAAACGGGCAGCGCGAAAGUUGUCGAGUACUGGGAGGCUGUGCUGAAAAAGCUGAAGAUUUUCAAGGCGAAGGCGAGACUUAGAGAGAUCCAUGCUGACCUGCUGAGGCAGCACUUGGCCCUGCUGGAAACGGGAGGGGCGGAGGGAAGGGAAGGGGGAGGAGAGGAGAGGGGGAUGGGAGAGGGGGAGGGAGGAGGGGAGGGGCGGGGAUGGGAGGAAGAGGAGGAGGAGUUGGGUGCUGAGUUGUUGACGAUGGAAGAGGCGGCUAAGGAGGGGUACAAGGAGGGUGGGGAGGGCGGAGGGGCUGAGGGAGGGUUUUCGCCAGAGCUGAUUCACACGUAUGAGGUGGAUGGCACGGACGUGGUGGACCCAGAGGCGGACAAGAGAGAGCUGGAGCGCAAGAGGGCACAGAUACAGGCAGACCGGCAACGCAACGUCCUGGAAGCUUCCGGUGCUGGUGCUGCUAACGUCAGCACAGCAGAGAGGGCCCUGGUGGCGAGGGCGCCUGGUAACGUGGCAGCAGGGGAGGACCGCCAGCUCAGCGCUGCGGAGAAGGCGGCGGCCAAUAAGAUGAUGGGGCAGGAUGCUGGUGACGUGGCGUUUGGUGCCGGGGCUGAGGUGCCCCUGGAGACUCAGGUCUACUGGUGGCACGACAAGUACCGGCCGCGCAAGCCCAAGUACUUCAACCGUGUGCACACGGGGUACGAGUGGAACAAGUACAACCAGACGCACUACGAUCACGACAACCCGCCGCCCAAGAUCGUACAGGGCUACAAGUUCAACAUAUUUUAUCCGGACCUGAUCGACCGGUCCAAGCCGCCGACGUACCACAUUGACAAGGAUGGCAGCGACGGCGAGACGUGCUUGAUCCGCUUUCAUGCCGGCCCGCCCUAUGAGGACAUUGCGUUCCGCAUAGUGAACAAGGAGUGGGAGUACUCGCACAAGAAAGGAUUCAAGUGCACGUUCGAGCGAGGCAUUCUGCACGUGUACAUCAACUUCAAGCGCCACCGCUACCGACGAUAGAUAUACGUACGACCAGUCCGUGGGGUAUGCAGUCCAAUGGCAACGCACAGGAGAAAGGAUUCAAGUGCGCGUUCGGCCACAACAUUCCAUGUGUGUGGCGUGUCAAUCAGCUUUCGCUGCUACCGCUACUGGCGGCGACCGCCUCUGCGGCUGCUUGGGGUCCAGCUUUGGUCUCUUCUGCUUGCUGCAGCUACUGGGAUGGGUUGGAAGGAAAGACAAACCGUCCAGUGCUAACUAAUACCAGCUGAAAGAAAUGUGCAGGCAGCCGAAUCAGUGCGCUACUGCAGCCGUCACUGCUGUCUCUCUCACAAUAUGAUGAUGGAACAGUGAAGAGUGCCAUGCUUGAUUCCACGAAGUCGAGUCCAGGACCACGACAGCCUGAUGUGAUGAUGUCGGCGUUUCUGAACAUUUUCCACUAGGGUUUUCCACGUCAUUGUCUACCAGACUACCAGUAACUUCACCACAGUAGUAGUUGUCCCUCGAUCUUU